CGGGUGGUACAGUGGGAAUAAUGGAAGCACUGUGGAACUCAAUCUUUUAGCGGGCCGCGGACAAGUAACAACAGAAAUAGUGCCGAAUUUUGCUCCGAAUUCAGAAAAGUAGUUCCGUUGAAUACGAAAAUAUCUAUAUAUGUUGUACAUAGAUAUUUCCGCCGUGAGAGAGAAACCAACAAAUUUCGUAGGUUCUGAAAGAGCGCGGUCGCAACCGAAUAAUUUCACGAAAUUCACGAAAAUAUUUUAGCCAAGAGCUGGGCCUGGUCCGUGCGUAUCAGUGUGUUUGUGUGUGUUGAUGGUGGUUGUUUAUGUGUGCGUGCCAGAAUAUCAACCGAAAGCAAGUGCAAAAGAAAAUCAUAAACAAAACAGGCAACAAGUUUUUUUUUUGCGUAGAAUCGAAAUUCCAAGAAAACAACAGCGCGACAGCAGCCGUGUUUUUCGAAUCGUAUUGUUGCAACUCGUUUCGGUUUGUUUCGGUUGUUUUGUCAAAGCCACAAAGCGGGUCAAAUGCAUAAAUAAGCCAGCCCGAUUUCGCUGUGAAUGAAACGAAGCGAAAUGAAAUGCGAAAUUUGUUAUUAUUUGGCCUGAAGCGAAAUUAAUUACAGCCAGCAUUGUCAUUGCAGUGCAUCUGUACUCGUUUUUGUAUCUGUGCCGCAGAAAUCGGUAAAGUUUAUGUAAAGCAACGUUGCGGAGUCUUCUUUUUUCGGCUCUCGGGGAGUACCUAUUGUCGUCUCGCUCCGACGCUUUCAUAGAGCGGCGCGAAAGCUCGGCUUAGGCCGAGAGCGUGAGAGAGGGAUAGAGAAAGAGGUGGAGAGUAAACAAAUGACUAACUGUCCGCACUAAAUGCGUGUGCACGGACAGGCCCCUGCACUUGGCGGACACCUGAGCGGACACCACUCGCGCAUCCACAAAUGGCAGCUAAACAGCAACGGCCAGGCGUACGAUUUCCCAAAGCAGCAGCACAGAUAAGUCGACAGCACGACUUGAAUUAUUGCACGCAACAGCAACAGCAACAGCAGCAGCAGCAUCGGCAACAUCGGCCACAUCAGCAACUGCAACAUCCACGGCAGCAACAGCAGAGAAAGGGGAGAAGCUGAGCAGCUGAGCAGCGGAGCAGCGG
Molecule: messenger RNA, 1123 nt
Organism: Drosophila pseudoobscura
Lineage: Eukaryota; Metazoa; Arthropoda; Insecta; Diptera; Drosophilidae
Product: putative GATA zinc finger domain-containing protein 25
Exons: 2
Coding region: 915-1100 (61 amino acids)
Source: RefSeq, a predicted model, not a curated record